Molecule: messenger RNA, 4104 nt
Organism: Alnus glutinosa
Lineage: Eukaryota; Viridiplantae; Streptophyta; Magnoliopsida; Fagales; Betulaceae
Product: protein ALWAYS EARLY 2-like
Exons: 20
Coding region: 190-3732 (1180 amino acids)
Biological process (GO): regulation of transcription by RNA polymerase II; DNA-templated transcription; regulation of cell cycle
Cellular component (GO): nucleoplasm; transcription repressor complex
Molecular function (GO): DNA binding
Source: RefSeq, a predicted model, not a curated record
UUUCCUUUAUAUAUUUAAGUUUCGCGGCAACCUCUCUCUCUCUCUCUCUCCCCCUACAAAACACUUUUUGAUAUUUUUUCUCAGUUUCAGAGUUUCUCUCUCUGAAAUCCUCUCUCUAUCGGCGUGUGUACAUGGUUGGGUUUUCGGAUCGGGGCGGAGUUCAUAAUCGAUAGAUAAUCGAAGUGUUUAAUGGCCCCGACAAGAAAAUCUAAAAGUGUGAAUAAGCGAUUUUCUACAAUAAAUGAGGUCUCUCCUGAGAAAGAUGGUAGGACCUUGGGCAAAAGUAAGCAGCGGAAAAGGAAAUAUUCUGAUAAGUUAGGACCUCAAUGGAGCAAGGAGGAGCUUGAGCGUUUUUAUGAAGCCUAUCGGAAAUAUGGAAAAGACUGGAAGAGGGUGGCUGUUGUAUUACGUAACAGAUCCGUUGAGAUGGUGGAGGCUCUCUACACUACAAACCGGGCAUACUUAUCCUUGCCAGAGGGUACAGCUUCUGUGGUUGGCCUGAUAGCAAUGAUGACGGAUUAUUAUAACGUCCUGGAAGAAAGUGAUAGUGAACGAGAGAGCAAUGACGCUUCAGCGUCUCAGAGACCUCUUAAACGCAAGCGGGGGAAAGUUCAACUUAGUGUCUCAAAAGAUCCUUUCCAGUCUCGGUCAAUUGCAACAAGUGAUGGCUAUUUGUCUUUAUUGAAGAGGAGACGGUUUGAUGGUACCCAGCCUCGUGCAGUGGGGAAAAGGACACCUCGGUUUCCUAUUUCACAUUCCAAUAAGAAGGAUGAUACAAAACUUCGUGUUUCUCCAAAUAAAAGAGGCUGGAAGUCAGAUAUUGAUGAUAAUGAUGAUGAAGUCGCACAUGUGGCAGCAUUAGCAUUAACUGAGGCUUCACAGAGAGGAGGCUCUCCCAAAAUUUCUCAAACACAAUAUAGAAGAACAGAGCACACAAAAUCCUCACCUGUUCAGAGCUGGGAAAGAAUGCACGCACCAUCUGACAUAGCUCGUGCCAAGCUUUGUGAUGCUGCCAUGGAUGAAAAAUGCUUGGAAGGUGGUAUAGGAAGCAGGGGAGCUGAAAAUGGAGAUUAUGCAAGAGAUACUUGCUCCUUAAUGGAUAUGGAAGGUGUAGGGACGGUUGACGUUUUUCGAAAGGGGAAGAAGUUUUACAGAAAGAAAGAGAAAGUUGAAGACAUCGGAAACCAUCAGUAUGAUGAUGGUGGAGAAGCCUGUAGUGGAACUGAAGAAGGACUUAACUUUGACGCCCUUAAAGGAAAAGUUAACAACGAGGUUUCAAGUGCAAAAUCGAAGCGAUUUUCUCCACAAGGUCAAAGGAAGAGGAGCAAGAAACUUUUCUUUGGAGAUGAAAGUACUGGCUUGGAUGCUCUGCAGACAUUGGCUGAUUUAUCUCUAUUGAUGCCAGGAUCCACAAUGGAAUCUGAAUCAUCUGUCCAGUUGAAGGAAGAAAGAACAACUUUUGAUAUGGAUGACAAAUCCAGUAUACCAGAAGGUACAUCUACAAGCCAUUAUAGAGAUAAAAAACUCCCUGGGGCAAAACAGAAGGCGCUUAAUGCAAUUUCAGGUGUUGAUGAUACUUCUAAAAAAUCGAAACUUGGGAGGGAUUCAGCAAUUGGUGUUAAUGUUGCUUUUGAAGCAAAAGAACAGCUUCGGCCUACUGAUAAAACAUGGAAAAGAAAGCGCAAGGCCAUGGUAUCAAAGUUGCAGAUAUCAAAUGACAAAGCUCAUGUUGAUUUUCAUCCAAGUGAACCAUUGCAGACUCUGGUCUUAGCUGAAGAAGAGAAUAAACAAGUGAUCAAAGGUAAAUGCACGGGUCAAAGUUUUUCUUUUUCAAGAGCAUGGAGAUCAGCCAGAUCAUCAGAAAGUUUCUUGGAUAGUGGUCAUAGAAGAGCAGAGACUGAUUUAGCAGUAUCAACUGCACAAGUUCCUGCUACAAGUGAAGUUAGUUUAACGACUAAACGAAGAAGUAGACGUAAAAUGAGUCUACCGAGAUCAUCAAUCUCUAAAGAGAUGAAGUCUUAUGAAAACAUUUUGAAAACUCAACAUAAAUACUCCGCCUCAUUGCAAGACAGAGCACUCGAUCUUAAAGAAAAGCUUUCUUGUUGCCUUUCAUCUCCUAUGGUCCGCAGAUGGUGCACUUUUGAGUGGUUUUAUAGCGCAAUUGACUACCCUUGGUUUGCAAAAAGGGAGUUUGUGGAGUACUUAAAUCAUGUUGGCCUGGGCCACAUCCCAAGACUAACUCGUGUUGAAUGGGGUGUCAUAAGAAGUUCUCUUGGCAAACCUCGGAGGUUUUCUGAACAUUUUCUUCUUGAAGAAAGGGAGAAACUUAAACAAUAUCGGGAUUCUGUGAGAAGACAUUAUUCUGAACUUCGUACUGGUAUUGGGGAAGGACUUCCUACAGACUUAGCCAAACCUCUAUCAGUUGGACAACGAGUAAUUGCUCUUCAUCCAAAAUCAAGAGAACUUCAUGACGGAAGUGUGCUCACUGUUGAUCAGGACAAGUGCAGGGUGCAGUUUGACCGUCCUGAGUUAGGAGUUGAAUUUGUCAUGGAUAUUGAUUGCAUGCCUUUAAAUCCAUUGGAAAAUAUGCCAGAAGCUCUUAGGAGACAGAACAUCGCCAUUGACAAGUUCUCUCUUAUAUCUAAGGAGUCACAAAUGAAUGGAGAUCCAAAUAUUGGAGGAUUGAUAUUUGCCUCAGGUGGGCAUAUGGAGAAGGUUUCAAGCCCUGUGAAUACUUUGGCAAAGCAGGGAAAGGUGGAUACAAGCCGUGCUGUUUCACAAGCUAAGGUGGCAGUUAUUGACGUUGUUAGUGCACAACAAGCAGGCUUUAGUCAACCUUGUGUUCUGGCCCAGAAUCAAGCAAGGGAAGCUGAUAUAAGAGCUCUUUCUGAGCUGACUCGUGCUCUAGAUAAAAAGGAAGUGUUGUUGAUGGAGCUUAGGAGCAUGAAUAAUGACAUGGUGGAAAACCAAAAUGAUGGAGGCUGCCCUUUAAAGGAUUCUGAACCUUUCAGAAGGCAAUACGCCAUGGUACUUGUACAGCUAAAGGAAGCCAGUGGCCAGGUUUCUUCUGCUUUGCUUCAUUUGAGACAGCGUAAUACUUAUCCAGCAGAUACCCUGCCUCCUUGGCUGAAGCCCCCAGCCAAUUCUAGUGUCCAUGGUGGCCUCACAAGUUGCUUGGAUGAUUCUUCUAUAUCUCAAGAAUCAGGAUCUAAUGUCGAUGAAAUUGUCAAAGGCUCUAGAUUGAAAGCGCACACAAUGGUAGAUGCUGCUAUUCAGGCAUUCACAUUGAGUAAGGAAGGGGACGAUGUUUUUACAAGGAUUGGGGAGGCUUUAGAUUCUAUUGAUAACCAGCAAUUAACAUCAGACUCUAGGGUACCAGUGGUCAGGUCUCAACAGCAGGUGAAUGGCAGUCUGGGUAACCACAACCAGUUGACUUCUUACUCCUCAGAGCCCCUACUUACUAGUGAUGUAUCUGGUGCAAAAUUGUGUCAUGAUUCUGAUGGAAACGAGGCACAAAUCCCAUCGGAGCUUAUCACUUCCUGCGUUGCUACGUUGCUCAUGAUACAGACUUGUACUGAAAGACAGUAUCCUCCCGCCGAUGUGGCUCAGAUUUUAGAUUCUGCUCUCACAAGCUUGCAUCCCUGCUGUCCUCAGAACCUUCCUAUUUAUAGAGAGAUUCAAAUGUGCGUGGGAAGAAUCAAGACCCAAAUAUUAGCCCUUGUACCAACAUGAAUAUUAUGCUGCCCUGUUUGAUCUGUAGAAUUAACCAUGUAAGUAUUAUGCUGGAAUCUUGAUUUCAACCUCGGUUUCGGCUUUUUUUUUUCUUUCUUUUUGUUUCCGUUUUGUGAUUAAGCUAACUGGGAUCAAUAUUUAAUGCUAGUGAUAGUGAUAUUGUAAUUUUAGCUUCGUUUUGUAAUUUAUGUUUCCUAAUUCCCAAGUAGAUUUCGACUUAAAUUUAGUAGAAGAGAAUGCAACAUCUUGAAAGCAUCCUCUCUCUCCAUUUUUCCUCCCUUUCUCUUCUUUUGGUAAGGAAAAGGUGAUGAAGAUUCUUGCAUGGAACAUGUGAGCCUUAAUAGAAAUUCUUGAAUUAAGUACUUCGGACCU